AUGGGUUUAUUAUCGUCACCAGGAACACCUCUUCAAUGGGAAGAGGCAAAACAGCAUGCACAUAAAGUUCGCGCUCUCGGGAUAAAUUAUUUCGUAUCUGUUUACAAGCAACUGAAAGAGAAAGAAAAUAAUUGUCUGAAGUGGGGCGACGAAGUUGAAUAUAUGGUUAUUGAGUAUGAUGAUGAAGCAAAGAAUGCAAAGUUAUCCUUAAGAAUUCACGAAAUCUUAGCAGAGUUACGAAAAGAGGAGGAAGAAGCAUUGAAAAUGCCUAAUUCCGAACAAACAGUCAAAACUUUAUGGAGGCCAGAGUACGGAAGAUACAUGCUCGAAGGCACACCGGGCACUCCUUAUGGUGGUACUUUGAAAAGUCUGCUUCAAACAGAACCAAAUAUGAAAUUGAGAAGAGAAAUUAUUUCAAAAUUUUUGAAGCCAAAUGAAGUAGCAAUUACUUUGACUAACUUUCCUCGUCUUGGUGCUUCAGGCCAAUUCUUGGAACCUAAUCAUGAGUCGGCAGGGAAUGCAGCGAGAAGUCUGUUUGUACCUGACGAAGUUAUUAACCCACACGUUAGAUUUCCGACUCUAACUGCCAAUAUUCGAGAACGUCGUGGAUCGAAAGUUGAUAUUAAUGUGCCAAUUUUUCGCGAUAAAUGUACACUCAACCCAUUCAUAGAUCCGACAAUUCCUCUAAAUCGAAAUUUAUUUCCCGAGGAUAAAGAAAGCGCAGCGUUACCAGAUCAUAUAUAUAUGGAUGCUAUGGUUUUUGGGAUGGGUUGCUGUUGUUUACAAAUUACUUUUCAAGCUUGCAACGUUGAAGAAGCCAGAAGGCUUUAUGAUCAACUGGCGGUAAUGGGUCCUAUUAUGUUAGCUUUAACUGCAUCUGCACCGAUCUGGCGUGGUUACCUUUCAGACAUAGAUUGCAGAUGGAAUGUAAUAGCCGGAAGCGUCGAUGAUCGUACAAGAGAAGAACGGGGUUUAGAGCCUCUCAAACAUGACCGUUUUGUGAUUAAUAAAUCGCGUUAUGAUUCGAUUGAUUGCUACAUAUCCACAGACAAGACUUUGAAACCAGAAUAUAAUGAUCUGGAUUUGGUAUAUGAUCGUGACAUUUGCAAAAAAUUGAUGGACAAUGGAGUUGAUGAAUUGUUGGCACGUCACAUAUCUCACCUAUUCAUUCGUGAUCCACUUGUUAUCUUCAAAGAACGGUUGGAACAUGAUGAUGGCGAUUAUUAUGACCACUUUGAAAAUAUUCAAUCUACAAACUGGCAAACUAUGCGCUUUAAGCCUCCACCACCAAAUUCAAAUAUUGGAUGGAGAGUCGAAUUUCGUAGUAUGGAGAUUCAAAUAACCGAUUUUGAAAAUGCUGCAUUUGCAAUCUUCAUUGUGGAUGAAAACAUGAAGAUUGCUCAUAAGCGAGAUGCAGCAAUGAGUGAAAAAUUCUGGUUCAGAAAAAAUGUGUUUGCGGAAGGUAAUAUAGUUAAUGAUGGUGACAACAUCCAAGAAAACGAGUCUCUAUCAAUACCUGAUGAAGAGGCAUCGAAUUAUUCAGAUAAUUCACGUCUAAAUGGGCAUGCAAAUACUAAUGAAUCGACAUUAUCCGUAGAGGAUGAAUAUGAACAAAUGACCAUCAACGAAAUUAUUAAUGGCAAUGGUGACAAAUUUCCGGGGUUAAAUGUUUUAAUAUGCAGAUAUCUUGAAUCAGUAAAUAUUGACAUUGAAACAAGAUGUCAAUUAGGAAAAUAUCUAGAAUUUGUUAGCAGGCGUGCAAAAGGAAAAAUUCAAACAACGGCAACAUGGAUAAGGAAUUUUGUACAAUCGCAUCCAAAAUAUAAUAAUGAUUCCAUUGUUUCACAAGAAAUCAAUUAUGAUCUUGUGAAAAUGGUUGAAAAAAUACAAAAUGGUCAAGUAGUUGUACCCGAAUUGUUAGAUUGCUUUAAA
Molecule: messenger RNA, 1932 nt
Organism: Cetraspora pellucida
Lineage: Eukaryota; Fungi; Glomeromycota; Glomeromycetes; Diversisporales; Gigasporaceae
Source: the annotation of a GenBank genome assembly